AUGCUUCUCGUUUCUAUUUCCUUAUUCGUUCAAUACACUCUUUACUUACAAUAUACCUUGGCACAGCCUUCACACAGUGCAACUUCGACGUAUUCGGCGAGUAGGGCUGUUCAAUUGCCCAGGUCCUUCUGUCGUGCUUUUGUGCACUUAUGGGGUCUUUCGGUCAGUUUCCACUUAGGUUUUGCACUCACUUGUCACUGGCGUAUCGUACCAAGUCUUCCACCAAUAUUACUACGCCGACCACACAGACAGGAGCUAGACCCCCAGGAACUUCGUCCCGAAGUUACAAUCCAAACAAAUUCGUUAGCACAAACAAAACAUAAUCCUUCAUUGCAAACAUAUCUCAUUAACACUAUCCAAGCAACGCAAAAAUACCAACAUAUUUGUCCC
This is a messenger RNA of Ambispora leptoticha, 390 nucleotides long. The record is from the annotation of a GenBank genome assembly. NCBI's taxonomy places the organism in Eukaryota, Fungi, Glomeromycota, Glomeromycetes, Archaeosporales, Ambisporaceae.